This is a messenger RNA of Camelina sativa (false flax), 312 nucleotides long. The record is from RefSeq and is a predicted model, not a curated record. NCBI's taxonomy places the organism in Eukaryota, Viridiplantae, Streptophyta, Magnoliopsida, Brassicales, Brassicaceae.
UAAAAAUAUGAUCAAAGCAAAAGAGUUUAUGUUUGUGACAAUUUUGAUUGUAGUAUGCAUUGAAGCGAAAAGACUUGAAUGUCCAUGGUCAAGAGAUUUAGGUAAUGGAUGUAAUUCAAGAUUUCCAUCACCUGCAUGUCGUUUGCGUAUACCAGCGAAUCCAUAUACUCGAGGAUGUACAAAAGCCAAUAGAUGUCGUCGUGAGGCUUCAGUUGGAAAAUCAUCUUUGAAGAAACUUUGGGACAAGGUUUUGGCCGAUGCUGCGUAUAUAUUAGAACUAAUGUAAAACGAUGAUUAUUGUAAGAAAAAAAA